Molecule: messenger RNA, 1671 nt
Organism: Laccaria bicolor S238N-H82
Lineage: Eukaryota; Fungi; Basidiomycota; Agaricomycetes; Agaricales; Hydnangiaceae
Exons: 14
Coding region: 1-1671 (556 amino acids)
Source: RefSeq, a predicted model, not a curated record
AUGGUUAUAAGGCCUUUUGCCACUGAGAGACUGGUGGGUGCAACUAAGGGGUUUCUUUGGACGGUGAUUGCUGUAAUUGAUGCGAUUGUGCAUAGAGGGCGGUCGACGGUUGCGAUAAAAGUCUUAUCGGCCAACUACAGUCUGGCUGGAAGAUGUACGAAGAAUCUGACUGAAAGUCAAGUCAGUCAAGCCAGCAACUCAAAGUCUGCUGGCAACCAUACCUGGUGGCUCACGCCAAACAAAGUCAGGUCUUCAGCUUCUCCCUUCAUCUUCUACGUCCCCCGUGCCCCCACAGCCUUGAUUGGUACAGUCAAUGUUUUGUUGGUUCCUGUCAGCUUGACUUGUAUCACAAUGCCAUCUUCCAGUCAAUAUGAGGAGCCCUUGAUACACACAUGUAUUUCAUUCACUGGGUUAGGUGUAUUCAUUGCCUUUUUCAUAAUUAAUGGAAUUUUCGGUGCUUUCAUUGCUUUUUUCAUAAUCAAUCCAGUCUAUUAUGGUCCGCAUUGGGAGGGGCGUCGCCACCACAACAAUGGUGAUACCGCCCUUGAAUUCUAUGAACGCGAUGGGGAAUUCACAGCAUUUGACGUAUUAGCAAUUACAGAGCUCAACGAGGCGUAUAAACCUCAUCAGAAAACAGGUGUUCCCCCACCUUACUUGAAGCCAGGGCAGACCAUCCCCAACUGGAUGAUUGUCACAUCUCCCAACGCGGAUUGGAUGCCAUUUAUCUCUUUGCGACCCCGAGCUGUCCGGGCACAAGAGGACGGUCGUUUUGCCUGGGCAGAUUUCACUGUAUGCCCACAAUGGUUUAUCGACACCCAUUGGCAUCUCCCUUUCGUCAGAUCGCGUCCGCUCGAAGUCAAAAUCAAGGAGCAUGAACUCAGGUUCUGUUGGUGGGAGUUGCGAGAUAACCACUUUGUGGAAGCGAAAGGCUCUGCUUACCGCGAUCUUGGUACUCUGCGUGCCCCAACUGUAUCGCAAUGCUCUACUGAGCUGGUGUACCUGGUUGACUACCCUGGAAUGCCUUUCCCGACUGUGCUCACAGCAUGCCCUCGAAGUGGAGAUUACGUUAUAGCCUGCCAGAACUGGCAUGAGGGGCAUUUUGGUCCCACUGACGCUCAAGUCGUCGCCAAGGAGGCCCCAACUGGUCCUGCCAUGGUAGUGACUUUUCCAUCCGUUUAUUUAUUUUCAAUGGAUCACAAACAAUGUUUGUUUGGUGAACAUGCUCACCAAACAUGGCCACUCUCUUCCACCACCACCACCAUGCUCGUCACCGCCGCCAACGCCACGCCAUCACCGUCACCCAUAGCCACCACCGCCAACAUCGCUCCUCGAUCACCCAUGGCCACCACGACCACCAACAUCAACCACAACACCCUUCAACAACAACGCGGCGACGCCACAUCACGAAACAACGAGCGCCGUAACCCACGAAAACCCCCAACGCCCACGAAAACAACGCCCCCAGACACAAAACGACACCCAACGGGCACAAAACGACGCCCACCGCCCAUGUACACCGCCAGCGCCCACGAAAACCAUACCCCGCCCACGAAAACAUCCCACCACCCACCGAAAAACACGAGCGCCCACCGAAAAACACGCAGCUUCCUCUGGAAUUCCACUGGAAUGACUCUAUUCCUGCAGGAUUCCCCUGGAAUUCCACUGGAAUGA